AUGACUUCCCUGGGCUCCCAGCUCUGCAGGGCAGCAUUCCUGGCAUCCAUCCUGCUGCUGCUGUGGGUCAAGGGGGUGAUGCCUCAGAAAGGGAGCCCAGGCCUGGACGAGAGGAGUCAGAAAGAGAAAACACCCUCUACAGACCAAGAUCAAGAACAGUUUGAAGAGCACUUUGUGGCCUCCUCAGUGGGCGAGCUGUGGCAGGCAGUAGACAUGACCCAGCAAGAGGACGACCAGACGUCAGAGGCAGUGGCAAGCCGUGGCCGCCUGUUUGACCUCGCCUUCUGCUUUAACCUGGCCAGCAUCGUGGUUUUUCUAUGA
Molecule: messenger RNA, 321 nt
Organism: Mesoplodon densirostris (Blainville's beaked whale)
Lineage: Eukaryota; Metazoa; Chordata; Mammalia; Artiodactyla; Ziphiidae
Gene: SOFU1
Product: LLLL and CFNLAS motif containing 1
Exons: 2
Coding region: 1-321 (106 amino acids)
Biological process (GO): fusion of sperm to egg plasma membrane involved in single fertilization
Source: RefSeq, a predicted model, not a curated record